AUGCCGACGGCGACGGCGACGGCGACGCCCAAGGCGGUGAUCCACCAGCGGUACGGCGCCAAGGCCGUCUACAGGGUGGAUGAGGUGCGGGAGGCCGUUGACGGCGUCUGCCCCGGCCUCGCGCUGCCGCAGAGCACCAGGUGCGUCUACCGCUGCCAGCUCGACAUCCCCGGGGUGCUCAGCGUCUCCACCCCGGGGACCUUCGUCAGGAAGAAGGACGCCGAGCAGGCCGCCGCGCAGAUCGCCAUCGAAAAGGUUGCCAAGUUUUCUAUCGCUGGGGCUUUAGGUGCCUCAUUAUGUUUAGGCAGCAAUGUUAUCUUGUAUCUUAGAUACGAACAUUUGGCUUCUGAGCUUGGUAUUCAGCCCACAUCAAAUAUCCCUAAUACACCCGAAGAAGCUUGGGAGGAACUUAUUAAUCGGAUAUCUUACUUUUUUACAGAUGAGAACUUCCCCACAUCAUCUCAUCCUCUUGUUGGGCACUUGAGUGUGACACUCAGAAGAACUGGGGAUUUCCUUGGAAAGAUACCUAUUUCAGCUAUUGUUGCUUGUGAUGUUAAGGUCCAGACAUUGUGUAAAAUUAUUGACCCUAAGGCAGAAUUUGAUCCUCUCUUGGUUCUUUCGAUGAUCUAUAAUGCCGCCAAACAAUCUCCUGGUGUAUCUGUUAGUAACAGAAACUUCUGGAUUCAGAGUCAAAGGCCUUAUUCCUCUGAGGCUGUUGAUUUGGCACUUCAGUGCUGGUCUGGUAUUUCAGAUCCCAUAAGAGUAGAAGCAGUUCUUAUUCCUUGUGCGAUGGAGGAUGAACCUAAGAUGGUAAGCCUUAAUAUAUCAGAGAAUGAACAUUACAUGGGUGAUAUAGCAUUGAAGCUCUCUGCAACCGACUCAUCUCAUGUCCUUGUUUCAAGAACAGUUGACAAAGCAUCCUCUGAGAUGAGGUUUUAUUUCCCAGCUCCGGAUGUACAAUUUGUUUCUGAUUUAUCAAAACAAUUGGUGGAUGAUCGUGGAGAUCGCAAUAUGAACUGUGUAAUAAAUAAGCGAGCUUCCUAUAUUUCUGGCCAAACAAUUUAUGGAGAUGCAGUUUUGGCAAAUGUGGGAUACACAAGGAGAGAUACAGAACUUCAAACUGAUCAUGUCAAUCUAUGUACCUAUUACAGGAUUCUUCUGAGAAAAUUACCUGAUGGAAUUUACAAGAUCUCCAAGGACUCGAUUCUUGUGGCAGAGCUUCCGUGUGUUUAUACUCGUACCAGUUGGAAAGGCCCCUCUCCACGAGAUCUCCUUUGUUCUUUCUGUCGCCUCCAGAGGCUAUCAGAACCCUAUUUCGCUGCCAAUAGGGUAAGUGCAUCCUGUAAUGUCCUAGGAUCAGCUGUGGGCUCUGAAGAGAUGGGGUCACUAAAAGCAACCGCAGGAAAUCAGUGCGCAAAUGAUGGAAGGGUUGCCAAGGAAAACCCAGACAUGUUCAAGUGCUCUGUCAAAAUAUAUUCAAAGAAGAGGGACCUUUUACUAGAGUAUUCUACAGAUUAUAGCUGGAGCAAGGAAACUGAUGCUAUUCAGAAUUCUGCGUUGAAGGUCUUGAUUUGGUUCAAUCAUUAUUUUAAGCAGCUGAACACGCCUGUGGAGAAGCUAUAUCUUCCUAAGAGCACUGAUGGCUUCACGAUAUAUCCGAAUAUAUUUUUACAAGAAUUUGCAAUGUGCUUAUCUGUCUAUGGCAAGACAAGUGGUGGUGAUUCAAGAACAUGCAGCGCAGUUGGAUAUUUUUCUAUGGAUACAUCAUAUCAGCAGCUUGAAAGCAGUGCAUUUUUAACAGACAUUGAUGGUCAAGAUUCUGGCGUUUUUCCAUCCCAUGGAUCGUUGGCUUGCAUAAGCUACAGUGCUCACCUGUUUAUGAAGGACAGCAGAAAGAGAUACCUCCUAGAAGUCAACAAUGAGUUUGAGUUUGAGAUAGGGGCUGGAGCUGUUAGGAAUCAGCUUGAAUCAUGUGCAACUCAACUCUCAGUUAAUCAAAGUGCAUGCUUUGUAGAUCAACUGUCUGAUAGGGAUUUGAGCCUGGCUGCAGCUUGUGAGUUGUCACUGGACCUUUCCAAGAUAUGUAGAGACAGCUGCGUCUUGGAGUUCUCCGUAAAGGUGUUACAAGUAACUGAACCUUUAGAAGAUAGAAUGGAGAAGGCCUUGUUCAAUCCCCCUUUAUCUAAACAGAGGGUUGAAUUUGCUGUUCGGCACAUCAACCAGCUGCAUGCUACAACAUUGGUGAAUGUUACUUUCAUCCUAGUUGAUUUUGGUUGUGGAUCUGGUAGCCUUCUUGACUCACUGUUAGAGCAUCCAACAACCCUUGAAAAAAUUGUUGGUGUUGAUAUUUCUCGAAAGGGUCUUACGAGAGCGGCAAAGAGCCUUCAUCAGAAGCUUAGCAAGAAACUCUUGUUACAAAGUAGUGUUCCAACAGCUGUGCUCUAUCAUGGAUCAGUAACAGAUUUUGAUUCUCGCUUAUAUGGGUUUGAUAUUGGCACCUGUCUUGAGGGACUUUUUUCGACUAACCGAAGUAAACUGCAGGUGAUUGAGCAUGUGGAGGAGGACCAAGCAAGUUUAUUUGGCAACAUUGUAUUGAGUUCAUUCUGUCCGGCGGUGCUCAUUGUUUCCACACCCAACUACGAAUACAACCCUAUCCUCCAGAGGUCAGCUUUGCCAAACAAGGAAGAGAAACGGGAACAAGACGCUGGGUCUUGCAAGUUCCGCAACCAUGACCACAAGUUUGAAUGGACGAGGUCCCAGUUCCAGCACUGGGCUACUGGCCUCGCUGCAAGCCACAACUACAGUGUGGAGUUCAGUGGCGUUGGCGGCUCAAGCGACGAACCUGGCUAUGCUUCCCAGAUUGCUGUUUUCAGAAGAAUGGCGAGAGAUCAAGGUGAAUCUUCCCUGAACGAGGAUGAUUCGCAUCAACCUUAUGAAGUUCUCUGGGAAUGGCCUAACGCAUCUAUAUCGUCUCACUGA
Messenger RNA from Triticum turgidum subsp. durum (durum wheat), 2979 nucleotides. Lineage: Eukaryota; Viridiplantae; Streptophyta; Magnoliopsida; Poales; Poaceae. The record is from the annotation of a GenBank genome assembly.